GAUCCCUUUCGUAACAUAAACAUUAUUGAAAUCUCACCAGCAACACACAAGUGGUUUCAUGUCCAUAAUAAUAAUAAUAACCACAAAACACGAAGUAGGAGUGAAAAUAAAAAGCACAUAAUGGAAAAUCCAAUCAUGAAAUUAAAGUAGCUAAAAACUAUAGUCCUCAAUAUUAGGUCGUCAUUGUGAUUGUACAGUGACAUUUGGAUUUAGGAAUUAGGACAUGGCCACACCCAUUCUAUAUAACGUUCCCUCCCUUGGCCACCACCCUCGCUCACAUUUAUUAUUUCCGUCUUUGCCCCAAAUGUCUUCAACCUUCUCACCCCUCCUCAAUCUCAUUGCAGUCUUCCUCCUCCUCUUCUUGGUCCGGCACACGUGCGAGGCACGUGACCCGUUCGCGUGCGACCCGAAAAAUGGCGCCACGGAGAACAUGCCGUUUUGCAAGGCUUCACUGGCGAUACCAGAGAGGGUGAAGGAUCUGGUUGGAAGGUUGACGCUGCAAGAGAAGGUUAGGCUUCUGGUGAACAAUGCCGCGGCGGUUCCAAGGCUUGGGAUGAAAGGGUACGAGUGGUGGUCGGAGGCACUCCACGGAGUUUCAAAUGUGGGUCCCGGAGUUAAGUUUAAUGCACAGUUUCCCGGUGCUACUAGCUUCCCUCAAGUCAUCACCACCGCUGCUUCCUUCAAUGCUUCUCUCUGGGAGGCAAUCGGACAGGUAGUGUCGGAUGAGGCAAGGGCCAUGUACAACGGUGGAACAGCAGGGCUCACGUAUUGGAGCCCAAACGUGAACAUUUUCAGGGACCCAAGGUGGGGCCGUGGACAGGAAACUCCCGGUGAGGACCCAGUGUUAGCCGGUACAUAUGCUGCUAGUUACGUCAGGGGACUACAGGGAACGGACGGUAACCGGUUGAAGGUUGCUGCUUGUUGCAAACACUUCACGGCUUAUGACCUCGAUAAUUGGAAUGGCAUGGAUCGAUUCCACUUCAAUGCACAAGUGAGUAAGCAGGACAUAGAGGAAACAUUCGACGUGCCAUUCAGGAUGUGUGUGAGCGAAGGGAAAGUAGCCAGUGUCAUGUGUUCUUACAAUCAAGUCAAUGGGGUCCCUACCUGUGCCGACCCCAACCUCCUCAAGAAAACAGUUCGUGGCCUGUGGCAACUUGAUGGGUACAUAGUAUCAGACUGUGAUUCUGUUGGGGUGUUUUAUGAUAACCAACAUUACACACCAACGCCAGAAGAAGCUGCUGCUGAUGCCAUUAAAGCAGGUUUGGAUUUAGACUGUGGGCCUUUCCUAGCUGUGCACACGCAGAAUGCGGUCGAAAAAGGGUUGCUUAGCGAAGCUGAUGUGAACGGUGCUUUGGUGAAUACACUGACGGUCCAAAUGAGGUUAGGCAUGUUUGAUGGAGAGCCAUCGGCCCAUGCAUAUGGCAAAUUGGGCCCAAAAGAUGUGUGCAAACCGGCCCAUCAAGAACUCGCCCUUGAAGCUGCCAGACAAGGAAUUGUGCUUCUUAAGAACACUGGUCCUGUUUUGCCACUCUCCCCACAGCGUCACCAUACCGUGGCUGUCAUUGGACCCAAUUCUAAAGCCACCGUUACAAUGAUUGGAAAUUAUGCUGGUGUUGCAUGUGGAUACACCAAUCCCUUACAAGGGAUAGGAAGAUAUGCCAAGACUAUUCAUCAGUUGGGCUGUGAAAAUGUAGCUUGUAAAAAUGACAAGUUGUUUGGGUCUGCUAUAAACGCGGCCCGUCAAGCAGAUGCAACGGUUUUGGUGAUGGGCCUGGACCAGUCCAUUGAAGCUGAAACGGUGGACAGGACUGGCUUGCUUUUGCCUGGUCGUCAACAAGACCUUGUUUCAAAAGUGGCAGCUGCCUCAAAGGGACCAACUAUUUUGGUCAUAAUGUCUGGUGGUUCUGUGGAUAUAACUUUUGCAAAGAAUAACCCUCGAAUUGUGGGCAUCCUGUGGGCUGGUUAUCCAGGCCAAGCUGGUGGUGCUGCCAUUGCAGAUAUCCUGUUUGGAACAACUAACCCAGGGGGCAAGCUGCCGGUGACAUGGUACCCACAAGAAUACCUAACAAAGUUGCCAAUGACAAACAUGGCAAUGCGAGGAAGCAAAUCAGCAGGGUACCCAGGAAGAACGUAUCGGUUCUACAAUGGUCCAGUGGUGUAUCCAUUUGGACACGGCUUGACAUACACACACUUUGUUCAUACAUUAGCGAGUGCUCCCACAGUGGUGUCAGUUCCCUUGAAUGGUCACCGCCGUGCCAAUGUCACCAAUAUUUCAAACAGGGCAAUUAGAGUGACACAUGCACGGUGUGACAAACUCUCCAUCAGCCUCGAAGUAGACAUUAAAAAUGUGGGGUCCAGAGAUGGCACGCACACGUUGCUAGUUUUCUCUGCUCCUCCUGCAGGUUUUGGCCAUUGGGCACUAGAGAAGCAACUUGUGGCCUUUGAGAAAAUCCAUGUUCCUGCGAAGGGUCUACAGAGAGUUGGAGUCAAUAUUCACGUGUGCAAGCUUUUAAGUGUGGUGGAUAAGUCUGGGAUUAGGAGAAUCCCGUUGGGGGAACACAGUUUUAACAUUGGCGAUGUUAAACACUCCGUGUCACUUCAGGCUGCAGCACUUGGGAUUAUCAAGUCCUGAAAAUUUUAGGCUAAGGUGGAGAAUAUCUAUGGCACGUGCAUAAUAUAUAUUAGUAUGUGAAAAGUUUUAGCUUUCAACAACAAAGGUUGCUUCUAAGGGAUAUUCAAAGGCAAACUGUUGAUAUACUUGGAUACUUGUAUUGAAGACAAAACGUGCUAGAUUAAUUCAUCUAUCACAGUCAAAUUACACAAUAGGAUUGAUUUGAUUUUGGAGAGGAGAUUAAGGAAAUGUAUUGUUUUCUCUUCUCCUAUAUCUUUCUACUUUUAGGACUUUUAUUUUAUUGUUAGUGUCUUAUCAAUAGGAUUGGUAAUAAGAUAGUUUUCUCAUUGUAAUUGUAAUUGUAACUUCCCCCCUUAUCUUUCUUACGAUAUUGUUAAUAAGAUUGGGUUCACAUCUAUUACCAUCA
Molecule: messenger RNA, 3038 nt
Organism: Glycine soja
Lineage: Eukaryota; Viridiplantae; Streptophyta; Magnoliopsida; Fabales; Fabaceae
Product: probable beta-D-xylosidase 2
Exons: 7
Coding region: 224-2632 (802 amino acids)
Biological process (GO): xylan catabolic process; arabinan catabolic process
Cellular component (GO): plant-type cell wall
Molecular function (GO): xylan 1,4-beta-xylosidase activity; alpha-L-arabinofuranosidase activity
Source: RefSeq, a predicted model, not a curated record